Molecule: messenger RNA, 1885 nt
Organism: Closterium sp. NIES-67
Lineage: Eukaryota; Viridiplantae; Streptophyta; Zygnematophyceae; Desmidiales; Closteriaceae
Source: the annotation of a GenBank genome assembly
CCAAUUUCAAGGAAUGGAGCUACGUCAUUGACAAGCACCUUCUGAGUCGCAAGGUCGAAGGCAUUUGUCUUAAGCAUGUCCUACUCAACCGUGGCAAAGGGAAGAUGCCCACUCCACCCAAAGAACUCCAGGCGAAUGCCACUGAAGAAGAAUCCAAGGCGCACGAAGAUCUGACAACCAAGUACGAGGAAACUUACAGUGUGUGGGAGCAGGCUGACGCUGCUAUCAUUGGCGUGUUCGUCAGCACCACUCCUUCCAAGCUCGUUAAAACAUAUCAUAACUACCCCUCCGCCCAUGUCAUCUGGGAGUACCUCAACGACCGUUUCCUCAACAAAACUGCUGUGGGGGUGGCAAUCCUCAUUCCUCGCAUGUUUCAAGUGCGCUUGGAGGAAUGCCCAGGCAUGGCAGACUAUGUGGCGGAAAUUCAGGGUAUUCAUCAGGAGCUGAAGCAGCUUGGCAUUGUUUUCCCAGAACAUGCCCCUGCCGCAGCUCUCCUCGUUGGGUUGACUCCGUCCUACAAUGUCACCCGCUCUAUGCUCCUCCACCUCCCGCCGGAAGAGCUCACCUUCGCUAAAGUCUCAUUUGCACUUCUUUCCGCCGAGAAAGACAACACCGCCCAGGCUCGAGCAAAUGCACUUCGCGCUCCAAGCUCCUCCCCUACUGCACGUCCCAAUGUGCCUCCAGCUCGCAACCGCUGCCCGCCUUGUCCCUACGUCAUUAAAAUGGGCCCUCGCGCAGGGCAGGUCUGCGGUGGCACCAAUCAUCCACUCGCCACGUGCUUCAAAAAGAAAGACGACGAGUGGUUUGCGAAGAAUGGCGUCAACUCCAAGCCACCCAAUUGGCUCCGCAUGCGCCAAGCCAACCAGCUUGAAGUUCAGACUAGUCAGGAUGCAACUGUUGACAACUCUAGUCCUGAUGUUUGUCUCAACCUGUUGUUCCCAGGCGUUGCCAUGAUCAAUGAAACCACUUCGCAGUACUCGGCGCCUGAACGCUCCUCAACACUCGAAUUCGUCCUUGAUAGCGGAGCAACCCACACCGUCCUCAAGGACAAAGUGUAAUUCAAACCAUACCAAGCACCCAUCCCUUUACUUGGUGCCGACUCGAGCUUCACCACCCUCGCCCAUGGCUCAUCCACACUUCCAUGCCCAGCAUUCCCUUCCGGCUCUGUCACUGGUAUAUGCCUUCCCACGCUAAGGCACAAUCUCCUCGCACAGCACCAAAUUCAGCGCGCAGGGGUCACCACCAUCUUCCCCGCUCACUCUAACCACUGUGAUCUCAUUGAUCCAACCUCCAACACGCGUCUCGCGCGCUUCACUCUCUCCUCCAACAACCUCUACACGCUUCAAGUGCCUCCACCUCGCACUGAAGUUCACACAACCUCCACGUGCUCGUGUCGCCACCUCUCCGACCCCACCUUGCUUUUCCACCACCGGCUCGGGCACCCCAAUUUUCGCACCCUCUCAGAGCUCGCCUCCAAGAAACUCCUUCUCCAUCUUCCCGACACUCUUCCCCCACCAUCGCCUUCACCAGCACCUCCUUGUCUGGACUGUACACAAAGUAAAUUGCGUCAAUUGCCUCACCCUCCGCCGCAGCCGCCCCCCUCGAUCUCAUCCAUUUGGAUCUCUGGGGGCCAGCGCCCAUUCAAUCCCGUGGCGGGCAUUCAUACUUCUUGGUACUCGUGGACGAUCACUCUCGCUACGCAUCCGUCCACCUCCUUUCCUCCAAAGCGGCGGUCCCUGAUACCGUCAUCGCUUGGGUUCGGCAAGCUCAAACCCACUUUCGCACCUCCGUCAAGUGUCUCCAUUCCGACGGCGGUGGCGAGUUCCGCAAUCAUACCCUUCACACAUUUUGCGCUUCGCAAGGAAUUCGCCAAACCUUCACUCUU